Colletotrichum orchidophilum is the source of this 939-nucleotide messenger RNA. RefSeq names its product aldo/keto reductase. The coding region runs from base 1 to 939 and encodes 312 amino acids. The record is from RefSeq and is a predicted model, not a curated record. Lineage: Eukaryota; Fungi; Ascomycota; Sordariomycetes; Glomerellales; Glomerellaceae. Gene Ontology annotation, cellular component: cytosol. Gene Ontology annotation, molecular function: oxidoreductase activity, acting on NAD(P)H as acceptor; aldose reductase (NADPH) activity. The transcript is spliced from 3 exons.
AUGAACUCGAUUCUGUCCACCUUCACGCCCGAUGCUUCGGGAACUCCACCCAAGCAGGUGGAAUACAUCCCAUGGCUUACGCUUAACGAUGGCAACAUGAUCCCAAUGCUCGCAUAUGGCUUGGGUACUGCCAACUACAAGUCUGGCGGCGCCAGCUUUGAUGAGAGGAUCGUUGACAACACCGUCAUGGCGAUCAAGGCCGGAUACCGUCAUCUGGAUGGCGCCGAAGUAUAUGGCAAUGAGGAAGAGCUUGGCGCAGCCAUCAAGAAGGGCGGCGUGCCAAGGGAGAAGCUCUACGUCACCGCCAAAAUCAGCGGGACCAAGAAGCAGGAUACCGAAGAAGCUUUCGCAACCACAUUGAAGAAGCUCGAUCUCGAAUACGUUGAUCUCUAUCUCAUCCACGCGCCCUUCUUCGCCGACUCCGACGAGGAGCUCCAGCAAAAGUGGGCUGAUUUGGAGGCUAUCCAGGCCAGCGGCCGAGCGAAGAGCAUUGGGCUCUCCAACUUCCUUCAGCCGCAAAUCGAAGCCAUCUUGAAGACGGCCAAGGUCCCUCCCGCCAUCAACCAGAUCGAGUUUCACCCUCAUCUGCAGCACGGCGACCUGCUGGACUUCCACCGCAAGAACAAGAUUGCCGUUUCCGCCUACGCUCCCUUGACCCCCAUCACCUCGGACGUCGACUCCCCCGUCAGAACUAUCUGGGCCAACCUGUCUAAGAAGUACGGCGUGAGCGACUCUGUUGUCGGACUCCGAUGGUGCAUUGAUCAAGGUCUGAUUGUCAUCACCACCUCUUCUAAAGAGGAAAGACUGGCGAGUUACCUUAAUCACAUCCCGGCCAUCAAGCUUACCCCUCGGGAGGUGAGUGAGAUUGCCGAGGCUGGUAAAACCAAGCAUGUUCGUGGGUUCUGGAAGAACAAGUUCGACGCUGAUGAUACCCGAUGA